AUGCCAGAAAACCUCCAAACAAGACUACAUAACUCACUCGACGAGAUAUUGAAAUCAUCAGGAUACAUAUUUGAGGUAAUCGACCAAAACAGAAAGCAAAGCAAUGUGAUUACUAGCCCCAACAACGAACUAAUCCAAAAAUCCAUAACCCAACUGCUCAACGGCGAAAUCCAAAACUUCCAUGCUAUUCUAGACCAAACAGUGUCGAAACUCAAUGAUGCAGAGUGGUGUCUCGGCGUUAUGGUUGAAAAGAAAAAGAAACUUGACGAAUUGAAAGUCAAAGAAGAAGCGGCAAGAAAGAAACGUGAAGAGGAGGCCAAGAAAGCAGAGGAAAUCAAGAAGGCAGAGGAAGCAAAGAAGGCAGAAGCAGCAAAGAAGGCAGAAGCAGCAAAGAAAGCAGAGACCGCCCCACAAAAGUUUGACGACUUUGACGACUUUAUUGGCUUUGACAUCAACGGCAAUACCAACGGCGAAGACAUGUUGUCCAACAUGGACUACGAGGACCUAAAAUUGGACGACAAAGUACAUGCCACCACAGACAACAACUUGGACAUGAACAACAUACUUGAAAACGACGAGCUGAUACUAGACGGGUUGAACAUGACAUUGCUCGACAAUGGCGACCACGUAAACGAAGAGUUCGAUGUAGACAGCUUUUUAAACCAGUUUGGUAAUUAG
Molecule: messenger RNA, 678 nt
Organism: Candida albicans SC5314
Lineage: Eukaryota; Fungi; Ascomycota; Pichiomycetes; Serinales; Debaryomycetaceae
Gene: TLO9
Product: Tlo9p
Exons: 1
Coding region: 1-678 (225 amino acids)
Source: RefSeq, a predicted model, not a curated record